AGACUGAGUGUGAGCGUCUCACCAGCCAGGAUGACUGGAGGAGUUUGGACUGCAUAGGCUGCACUGUUGGGACAGAGUGUGUGUUUGUGUGUGAGUGCAUGUGGGUGUGCAUGUGUCUGGGCGGACUCCCGCUGUAAUGGUGCCCUAUGUGUGACUGUGCUGACCGCGACAGCCAUUCUGUCCACAGCAGAGACUUUCUCAGCAUGCAGAUGGUGUGAGCAGUCAGGGAAAAGUUUAUAACAGCUCGUCUGAGCCUCAGCUAACUCAAUCCAGUUAGUUCAGGAGGGAAGCAGCAGCAGCAGCAGCAGCAGCAGCAGCAGCUGAUCUGGAGAGCAACUUCAGCUCAUCUCAGUCCAGGAUUUCUGUUGAUGUUGACUGAUUACCUGUCACUGGAUUGGAUACAAUAGUUGAGCAUCACCACACGCCAGAGCUGAAGGAUUUAACAAGGCUGUUUAUUUGAAAGGUUAGAGUUGCUGUAAUGGACGACCAGUGUGUUUCCCACAGCAGUCCCCAGCGCAGUAGAGGUCAGGCCAGCACAGAGAUCCAGAGGCAGGGACGGCCGAGUGUCAUCAGGUGUGGGUGGCUCAGGAAGCAAGGAGGUUUUGUCAAGACUUGGCACAGUCGCUGGUUUGUUCUACGAGGGGACCAGCUCUACUAUUACAAAGACGAGGAGGAGACCAAAGCCCUGGGAACCAUUUUCUUGCCUGGAAACAAAGUUACAGAACAUCCAACUAGCGGCGAUGAUGGGGGAAAAUUUCUCUUUGAGGUCAUUCCAGGGGGAGACAGAGAGCGGAUGACAGCCAACCAUGAGACCUACCUUCUUAUGGCCAGCACCCAGAAUGACAUGGAGGAUUGGGUGAAGACGAUCCGCAGGGUCAUCUGGGCUCCUUUUGGUGGAGGGAUCUUUGGUCAGAAGUUGGAGGAAACUGUGCGGUUUGAACGCCGGUUUGGGAACAAGCUGGCCCCUAUGCUAGUAGAGCAGUGUGUGGAUUUCAUUCGGCAAUGGGGCCUUCGGGAGGAGGGUCUAUUCAGGCUGCCAGGACAGGCCAACCUGGUCAAAGAGCUGCAGGAUGCCUUCGACUGUGGAGAAAAACCCUCUUUUGAUUGUAACACAGAUGUGCAUACAGUAGCCUCUCUACUGAAGCUGUAUCUCAGAGAGCUGCCGGAGCCUGUCAUCCCCUUCAACAAGUAUGAUGAGUUCCUGGCCUGCGCCAAGCUCCUCAGCAAAGAUGAUGAAAUGGGUAUGAAGGAGUUAAGAAGGCUUGUGGAAUGUCUACCUCCAGUAAACUACAACCUUCUCAAGUACAUCUGCAGAUUUCUAGAUGAAGUUCAGUCAUAUUCAGGAGUGAAUAAAAUGAGUGUCCAAAACUUGGCCACAGUUUUUGGGCCAAAUAUCUUGAGGUCGAAGGUUGAGGAUCCAGUAGCUAUUAUGGAAGGUACCGUUCUGGUCCAGCAGCUAAUGGCCGUUUUGAUUGGCCGUCAUGAUGUGCUAUUCCCUCGGGAUGAGGACAGCCCCACGGCCCUCGAGCUUGUUAACAACAAUAACAUCGAACUACAACGGCGACAAGCCACCACAACUACCUCGGCCAUCACUACAGUGUCUCAGAACGCUGAGAACAACAACACGCAGGUGGUGCGGCAGUGUGUUUGGGAAACACCCGAGUCUCUUUCGCACCGCGCGCAUGUAGACAACAGUGGCUCCCCGCGAUCAGCAAGCCCUCGUAAUGGUGUCUUAGGACGCUUUGACAUCACCCGCAGUCCACCGCUGACUGUUAAAAAGAACCCGGCUUUCAGUAAAGGCAGUGGGAUCGUUACCAACGGCUCCUUCAGCUCCUCACCCUCUUCAGACCCCAGUCAAGAAAAGAGCCAGACUUUGACUGGAGGUGGGAGUUUACCAAUGCGACGUAGUGGGGCGCUCAAAAGCUCCGGCACAAAAAUGGGCACCAGUGGCGUGACGAGUGGAAGCAGCACUGGAGGGAACGGGACUGGAAUUGUGCGCAUGGGCAUUUCCAGCGCUGAUGUGGUCACAGGGGGUCUGAACAGCCGCAGUGGUCUUUGGGUACCAAAUGGCUGCGUCACGUUACGCGAGAACAACAAAAUGCGUGACUGCUCCAAUGGGGAUCAAACAUCCAAUCAAAACCGUCUGUCCACGUAUGACAAUGUCCACUUAAACCAUCAGAACCUUCAGCAGCAGAACCAGAUCACCAACACGUGUCUGAACAGCAGCUGUGAGGACAAGCAGAGCGUAGACAGCGCCACCUGGUCCACCUCCUCCUGUGAAAUUUCUCUUCCCGACAACUCCACUUCCUGUCGCUCCUCCACCACUACCUGCCCUGAGCAGGACUUCUACGGAGGUCACUAUGAAGACCUGGAUGGACCAGCACAGGAUAAUGAGCCUCCCCAGUCUGGUGGAGGAGGAGAGGGGGAGGGCAGAAACAGCAACAGAGAAGGAAGCAGAGAUGGAGCAGAGAGGAGCAGUCGGGACACCAGCAGUAGUGAUAAUAGUGACUGUUUCACUGUUGGUAAUGGACCCGGCAGUCACAGUGCUCUGCACAGUUUAGUGGCCAGUCUUAAACAGGAGAUGCACAAGCAGAAGACAGAGUAUGAGGCCAGGAUAAAGAGCUUGGAGCAGUGUAACCUGGAGCUGGAGACAGAAAUGGUGAGCCUCCAUGAAGAGCUGGACCAGGAGAGGAAGAAGUACACCAUGGCAGAGAUCAAGCUGCGCAACGCUGAGCGCGCCAAGGAUGAUGCUGAGCGGCGAAAUCAGAUGCUGCAGAAAGAGAUGGAACAGUUUUUCUCCACAUUUAGUGACCUCACUGCAACUGGCAACACUACAGCCACCGACCCCCGCCGACCAGAUCGUAACAACAGCAUCUGGAUACAGUGAAGAAAGGCGGGGGAAUGUGGGCUGAAAUGCUAGUAAAGACUGGAAAUGGUUUAUUAUAUGAUGUGAACAUUAUGAGGGCUCCAAACUGGAUUUGGCUGCUGGUUGUAGAGGGCAAGUAGGGAAGUUGCAUUACAAUGGUUAAUGGCAUGUUUUAAUUUAAGAAAUGGGAGGUGUAGGGCUAAUGCAAGCCGCCUGUAUAAAUGUAGACAUCACCUGGAGUGAUGCCAGACUAUUAUCUGUAAAUACAGCAUUAUUUAAACAACUCACAGACUGUCUCCAACCUACUCAGAAACUGUGGUGGAAAUCACUCAUCUGACUGGGAGGUCGCGUAAAGGCACAGUACACCAUCUAUGAUGAUACACAGUACUGCUAUUAUUUUACUUUAGCUCCUACCUAGAGCCAUAUACGAGGGAAGGCAAAACAUUUAAAAAUGUUGUAUUCAGUAAAAAACUAAAACAAAUACCAACCUUGGACACAUAAAGACCAUGCAAAAACCCCUCCCUAUCUUAAUUAACUUUUAAAAUCUAACAUCAACAACAACAACAUCUUAUUGUUCCAUGUAAUUCUGUAUCUGCUCAUGUACAUAGAGGGAAACAAUGCAGAAAACAGUGUCAUAUGUAUGUAAAAAUAAUUGAAAAUAAUACUUAAAUGUUUAUCUGAUAUUUAAGCAAAGUUAUCAAUGUGUGAUAUUUUAUAUUAAGAUUUUUCCUUGCACUUACAUGUUUGUUUAGUCUCAGCAAGGUGGUACUGAAUGUUUGUCGGUCAAUGUGUGUACCAUUUAAAUUGGACAAUAUAUUGUAUAUGUGCCUGUGCAUCUGUGCUGUUUCAUUUACCCCAUGACCAAAAAAAAGAGCCUGUACUGUAAAUAUUUUAUAGAUAAUUGUAGACACUACUUGUUAGUCUGCACUGUGUUUUGGCACGUGUUAAGUUGAUGCUGAUUGAAGAAUGUUUUGUAGCUUGUAAAAAUGAAAUUUAAGACUUGCACAAUGGGUCAUUGGCAAAAAUCCCAGAUAAAAUAAAAAUGUCUGUCAUGAAUUCAGAAUUUCAGGUGACAAAUUGUACUCUUCCCAUUAACAGAUGUGUAGCUGUUGUCACUCUACGAAUGCUCUUGGGAAUUGCAGUUUACAGGCUGCCUCUGAGCAUAUGAGAUGCCACUUUUAAAAAAUACUCUCCUGUAGUCUUCUGAUCAUUUAUCCACCUGACACAACUGGUUUUCAUACUAACCUAGCACAGAAUAACAAGCUGCAGCAACGAAGUACCAACACAGAGUUGUGUUUGUGGGUCAUAACUGUGAAAAAAGGGGAUUACAGCAUCAAGUGUGGUAAUAUUGAGGACAUUAACAGCCUGUUUGCUAGAUUUAGUAGCAAGUGGUGUGUGCAUGAUGAGUCCACGAGGGCCAGUGUACAAUAAGUGAAUGUCUGUAAAGUGACUGCAUAUUGAUGAAGUCUUUUAUAAGUGUAUUUAUGUAGCUUUAAACCAAAUGUGUACACCCGAUGUGGAUUUGCUAAUGUGUACAAAACAGGACACAUCUUACAGACCUGAGCUGGACAUCUGUCAAAAGAAGUUUUAUGUGUGCACAGGUCUGCCUCUAGCUACUCUCUACUCCUCCGAAGACCAGGUCCCAUUUAAACCUGCUGCUGGUCAAUGCAGGACAUCUGGAAUGUGCACAUGGAGGGGAAAAAAGUGCCUGAACAACUGAAGGAGGGAGGGGAGCCUGCGCUUCUCAUUUUGCACCCUUCACCGGGAAGUAAUAGGCUUAAGCAAAGCUGACAGUGGCACCUCGUUCUGUGAAUUCCACACAAAAGAGCAGAUUAUGGACACAGGGCGAGGGAGAGGAGGACUGGGAUAGUGGAAUAUUUUCAUGACAUGAUACUUGAUCCACAAAAUAACCGAAAAAAAAUGACAAUAUGAAUAAAAAUGCAUUUUCA
Molecule: messenger RNA, 4815 nt
Organism: Siniperca chuatsi (mandarin fish)
Lineage: Eukaryota; Metazoa; Chordata; Actinopteri; Centrarchiformes; Sinipercidae
Gene: arhgap24
Product: Rho GTPase activating protein 24
Exons: 10
Coding region: 479-2887 (802 amino acids)
Biological process (GO): negative regulation of Rac protein signal transduction; negative regulation of ruffle assembly; signal transduction
Cellular component (GO): focal adhesion
Molecular function (GO): GTPase activator activity
Source: RefSeq, a predicted model, not a curated record